UUGAGGAGUGGCUCGGGAGGAGUCACGGCGCCCUCACGUACCGCAUGACGCAGGUCCUCACCGGACACGGUUGUUUCGGGAGGUACCUGCACCGCAUCGGUCGUGAGGAGGCGCCCGGGUGUCACCAUUGUGCGGACAGCCCCGAGGACACGGUGGACCACACAGUCCAGGUGUGCCCCGCAUGGGAGGGGCACCGCCGGGUCCUCGUCGAGGCUUUGGGCGGCGGUGACCUCUCGCGUCCGGCCCUGGUUCAGGCCAUGGUCCGGGGCGAGAGGGAAUGGGAUGCCGUUGCCUCCUUCUGCGAAGCGGUCAUGCUCGAGAAGGAGGAGGCGGAACGCCAGAGAGUUCGCACCUCUCAUCCCGGCCGCCGCGCUGGACCAGGUAGACACCAUGGGCGCCGGGUGUCGCGAGAUGACUCCCGGCCACCGUAGGCGUGGGUCUGUGGGCGGUGAGUUUGGGUGGCUCAUCGACCCUCUGUCUUUCUAGACGACAGACCCGUGUCGACGGCGCGCGUUGUUCCACGCGCUCCUCAAAGAGAUGUCAGCAACCCCAGCGGGGCCCAGCAGGGCCAAGGCCUGCCGGGGCUGCGGGUUGUUCGAAAGAGAUACCGCGGCCCUGGUACAUAAAAGGCCCAUGACGGAACACGACGGUUUUUAGUCAGUAAGAGUCUGACACUCCCUCUCCGCUGCUAACCC
Molecule: messenger RNA, 695 nt
Organism: Helicoverpa armigera (cotton bollworm)
Lineage: Eukaryota; Metazoa; Arthropoda; Insecta; Lepidoptera; Noctuidae
Exons: 1
Coding region: 45-431 (128 amino acids)
Source: RefSeq, a predicted model, not a curated record